Molecule: messenger RNA, 1573 nt
Organism: Benincasa hispida (wax gourd)
Lineage: Eukaryota; Viridiplantae; Streptophyta; Magnoliopsida; Cucurbitales; Cucurbitaceae
Biological process (GO): response to ethylene; response to gibberellin
Molecular function (GO): DNA binding; zinc ion binding
Source: RefSeq, a predicted model, not a curated record
UCUUCUCUUAUGCAUCCAUUAUUUUCUCUCUCUUACCCAUUUCUCUCUCACUUCUCAUCAUAUCAAUAAAAACCUCACCAAUAUAUCACUUCUUUUUGUGCUCUUUCUUUCUCCCUCUCUAGAUCUUUUUUUUUUUGGGGGGGGUUUCAUCAUUGUGAGAAAUUUAGUAAUUAUUAAGAGUGAAAAAAAUGGGAAGAAAGUGCUCACAUUGUGGAAAUAUAGGUCACAAUUCAAGGACUUGCACAAACAUUAGAGGCUCAAUAACACCUAAUUUCAAUGUUGGUAAUUAUGGUCUAAUUAGGCUUUUUGGAGUUCAUCUAAUCGAUUCCUCUUUGUCAUCGCCGUCGUCUUCUUCUUCUUCAACUACUUCUUCUUCAAGUGCUUCUGCUUUUGCCAUUAAAAAAAGCUUUAGUACUGAUUGCUUGUCGUCGUCUUCUUCUAAUUUCUCUUCUUCUCGAACUCAAAUCGAAAAUAAUAGUAAUAAUAAUAAUAAUAAUCUUGAACAUUAUUCUAAAUCGUCUAAUGGCUAUCUCUCUGAUGGCCUUCUCAAUGGAGACCAAGAAAGGAAGAAAGGGGUUCCAUGGACAGAAGAGGAGCAUAGAAAAUUUCUAAUUGGGCUUGAAAAGCUUGGAAGAGGAGAUUGGAGAGGGAUUUCAAGAAAUUAUGUGACCACGAAAACUCCAACACAAGUUGCUAGUCAUGCUCAAAAGUAUUUUCUUAGACAAUCUACUCUCAACAAAAAGAAUAGGCGCUCAAGCCUCUUUGACAUGGUUGGGACAGCAUAUGAAACAACAACCACAGCACUGUCUCAAUGUUUGAAGAUAACUUCAAAUUCUGAAGAUGAUAUGAUUGAUGAAGAUGAUGAUCAUUACAAUAACAACAAGAAGGAGCUGAUGAGUAAUAUUACAACUACUUUUGCAAGUUCUUCCCAACAAUUACCUUACAAUAUGGAAGUAAUUAACAACAAUAAUAAUCAAAUUUCUUCUUCUUCUUCUUCACUUUGGGUUUAUGGUUUGAUUGAUUCACACCUCAAAUUUCCUCAUAAUAAUUCCAAUUCUACCCCUCCAAGACAUCCCAUUAUUUCUUCUUCUUCUUCUUUUUCUUCUUCUUCUUCUUCACUUUGGGUUUAUGGUUUGAUUGAUUCACACCUCAAAUUUCCUCAUAAUAAUUCCAAUUCUACCCCUCCAAGACAUCCCAUUAUUUCUUCUUCUUCUUCUUUUUCUUCUUCUUCUUCUUCAGUUGGACCUGAUCUUGAGCUCACUUUGGCUUCUCCAAUGGCUUCCAAUUUAGAAUUGGAACAAAACAAAAAGCCACCAACUAUUAGUGUUACCUGAAUUAAUUUAUAUCAAUCUCCAUCCCCAAAUUGAAUAUAUAUUCCCCAUCCCUUUUUCCUUGCAAGAAAAAUAAACAAAAAGACAUCAUUAUUGUUGAUGAAUUACAAGUUUUUCCUUUUGGUUACAAAUUUAUAUGUUAUUUGUCUUUAUGGAUGAUAGCUCAAUGUUACAAUCAAGUUUAUGUGUAAGAAUAAUAACUAUGUAAUGGAAUAUCAAUUAGAAGUUGCCUUUUUUUUUAA